CAGUCGACGAGUCAAGAGCGAACGCCUAGCAUACCAUUGGAGCAAGCAGCCAAUCCAACUUUCAACAUUAUGGUGGGUGACCCGGUCAAGAUUGGUGAUCUGACUUCAGCGCACACAGUCUACAAGGUUUCUACGAGAACAACCUCCAAAGCAUUCAAAGCCCCAGAAUGCAGUGUCACGAGACGGUUUCGUGACUUUUUAUGGCUCUACGAUCAGCUCAAUCGAUCCUGUCCAGGUGCCAUUGUUCCACCACCACCAGAGAAGCAAGCCAUGGGCAGAUUUUCCGAGAAUUUCGUUGAAGCACGUCGGUAUGCGCUUGAACGGAUGCUAGAAAAGAUUGGCAAGCAUCCAGUGCUCCGAGGUGAAGCAGAUUUCAAGCUGUUUCUAGAGAGCGAGACGUUUGCGAAUGAUGUCAAGCACCGGCCUGUUGACCCACGAACAGCUCAAGAGCACUCACGCGGCUUUCUGGGUUUGGGUGGUGCGUUCUCCAUGCCAGGCAAGUUCAUCGAGUCUGAUGAAUUCUUUGAGCAGAAGAAGGCACAAUUCGAUUUGCUCGACAGUCAACUGAAGCACCUCUCAAAAGCGGUCGACGUCGUCAUCAAGCAGCGGCGCGAUCUCGCACACACGACUUCAGAAUUCGGCGCGGCGUUAUCAGCACUCAGCACAGUGGAGCUCUCGCGUUCUCUCUCGAAUGCGCUUGGUUCCUUGUCGGAUUUACAAAUCAAGAUUCAAGAGUUGCAUGAACGGCAGGCACAGCAAGAUUUAUUGACCUUGGGGCAUACAGUUGAGGAAUACCAGCGCCUGAUUGGGUCUGUCAAGACAGCUUUGUCGAGUCGUCAAAAGGCUUGGUUUGCUUGGCAGGAUGCGGAUGCGGAUGCAGCGAAAAGGCGAAGCACGAGUGAAAAAAUAAAGCGACAGGCCAAGACGCAGCAAGAUCGUUUGAAUCAAGUGGAUGCAGAGCACACUGAAGCGGAGCGGAAAGCGCAUGCACUCAAACUGGCGUUUGAGCAAGUCGGACGAUUACUGCGUUCUGAGCUACAACGGUUCGAGAUGGACAAAGUGGAAGAUUUCAAGACAUCCUUGGAGAUGUUCCUUGAAUCCGCUGUUGAGGCACAGAAGGAGGUGAUUGAGCAUUGGGAGUUUUAUCAUGAUUUGCUCAUGCAGGAGCUCGAGGAGGAU
Molecule: messenger RNA, 1179 nt
Organism: Protomyces lactucae-debilis
Lineage: Eukaryota; Fungi; Ascomycota; Taphrinomycetes; Taphrinales; Protomycetaceae
Product: Aovps5
Exons: 1
Biological process (GO): protein retention in Golgi apparatus; retrograde transport, endosome to Golgi
Cellular component (GO): endosome
Molecular function (GO): phosphatidylinositol binding
Source: RefSeq, a predicted model, not a curated record